AUGACAAAAAUUGAAACACUUACUGGUAGCAACAUUAAGAAGUGGAAAGAAGAUGUAGAAAUAGCUCUAGGACUUAUGGACAUUGACUUGCCACUCAGAGUUCCUGAAGCACCAAAAAUUACUGCUACUAGCACAAGACUUGAAAAGGAUAAAGCUGAAAAAUGGGAGAGCAACAAUAAGAUGUGCAUAAAGAUUAUGCAGAGGGCAAUGACUGAUACAGUAAGAGGAGGGAUUCCUGUUUGUGAGAGAGCCGCAGAUUUUUUAGCAGCCAUAGAAGAAAAAUUUAAGGAAAGUGAUAAAGCUGAAAUAACAAAUCUCAUGAAUACCCUUUCGACUAUGAAGUAUGAUGGUAAUGGAAGUGUUAGGGAGCAUUGUUUGAAGAUGAUUGAUAUUGCAAGUAAGCUAAAAACUCUAGAAGUUCCUGUAGCAUAUCCAUGGCUAGUUUAUUUAGCUCUUUCUUCUCUGCCUCCUCAGUUUAGUCAACUAGUCACAACCUACAACACUCAGAGAGAUAAGUGGAUGAUUAAUGAACUCAUAUCCAUUUGUGUGCAAGAAGAGGACAUGAUUAAGAAGGAGAAAGGCAAAGUUGUUACCACAGUGAACUUGGUGACAAAAGGGCAGUCAAAGAACUAUGGGGUUAAGAAGCCUACAUUCAAAAAUUUCUCUAAGGGUUCAUCUUCUGCUGGAGGAUCUCACUUUUCUAAAGAUAGCAAAGCUUCCAACUCAAAUGUUUUCAAAUGCUUUUUCUGUGACAAAGUCGGGCAUCUAAAGAGGAACUGUCACAAAUAGAGAAAUUGGUUGACAAAAAAGGGGAUUCAUAAAAAAGAGAACACCAAAUAAAGAAGAACAAAACUUGUUCGUAGGGAAUGGAAUGAAGGUUGCAGUAGAGGCCAUAGGAGUUGUUUGGCUUUUGUUAGGAUCUGGUUUUUUGUUAGAAUUGGAUAAUGUUUUCUAUGUACCUUCUAUGAGAAGGAAUUUAAUUUCUUGUUCUCAACUUGUUGACAAUGAUUUCAGUUUUUUCGUUAAUAAAAUU
Rosa chinensis is the source of this 1033-nucleotide messenger RNA. RefSeq names its product retrovirus-related Pol polyprotein from transposon TNT 1-94. The record is from RefSeq and is a predicted model, not a curated record. NCBI's taxonomy places the organism in Eukaryota, Viridiplantae, Streptophyta, Magnoliopsida, Rosales, Rosaceae. Gene Ontology annotation, molecular function: zinc ion binding; nucleic acid binding. The transcript is spliced from 2 exons. The coding region runs from base 1 to 789 and encodes 262 amino acids.